Exaiptasia diaphana is the source of this 1616-nucleotide messenger RNA. RefSeq lists its product as uncharacterized. The transcript is spliced from 7 exons. The record is from RefSeq and is a predicted model, not a curated record. The annotation marks the transcript as partial. Lineage: Eukaryota; Metazoa; Cnidaria; Anthozoa; Actiniaria; Aiptasiidae.
UGUUUGUCUAACUAGUUUUUGUUGCAUGUCAUAAGUUAAACUAUUGGGAGCUAAUAGGGGAAAAUAGUAUUUAAUAGUAUACAAUUCCUAUUUCACAGACGGAUGAAAAGACUCUAUUGCACAAGAAUCGACUACAAAAAUAUCCUUUAGAACUGAAAAUAGAUCUAUAACGUCUACAAUAUACACGUGCCAUGACCAUUGUAAUGUAUCCAGUUACACAAUGUGGUGCAUAUACACUGAUACACCAGACUGACAGAUACCCAUACAUGUCAAAUAAUACGCAGUAAUUAUGUGUAUUUCCGUGUCAGUUCAAGAUUUCAAUUGCUCCACAGGAUGCAUUAACCAGUUGAAGUACGCAAUUCACCUUCUCGCUUUAGAGAACCCUGAGUGGAAAGCACAGUGUCUUCAGUCAGAAAAUUAGCUAUUGAAAAUCACUACAGAAGGACUCCCUUUUAUGUAGAUUUUUCAUAAUUCGUGUAUGCGGAAGCCCACUAAGAUAUAAAAUUGCACUUGAAUAUAUGUAAGAAUUGCGAGAAGAAUAUCCGGGUACAACUUGCAAGAUCUUGGUGCUCAUCGUGAUCGUCCCUUUGAUUAUUAAUGGGGUUUACAGUGAAAAAGGAAAUUUUUUUGGUGAAUCUCAGAGUAAUUGCUCACGUUACAAACUCUUUGGCAAUUCAGAAACAAAUAGAUGGCAAAAAAAGCCGGAGAGGAAUUGGUGGCAGGAAAGUUUGGAAGCUUGUCAAAAUGGUUCUUUGGUAUGUUUGGAAACAAAGGCGGAGUGGAAAUUUGUAAAAGACAUGAUAAAGCAAAAUAAAGUAAUUUCAUCGGAAAUUGAAUGGUAUAUUGGUCUGAAAAAGGAAGGUAAUAAUUGGAAAUGGCUGAGUGGCCAUCCAUUGUCUUGGACAAAAUCAUCUGGAGAUUGGCCAUGGCACAUCAAUCAGCCAUCAUCAGACCGUGAUUUGGAAGUGUACGGGAAAAUGUGGGGCUCUAAGCUAUUGUACGAUGAUGUAACAGGCUGGGAAAGAAUUGGUUAUAUAUGUGAAUAUCGUAUUGAUUCCCCGCAAUGUCAAAACAAAGUGGCAAAGACAACAAAAGCAUCACGAGUCUUCAAGGAGACAACGACGACAACGACAGGAGGUAAAGGUGAACAAAAAGGCGAAUUUCAAAUCAAAUACAUCGCCAUUGCGCUGGUGGUGCUCCUGAUGUUCUCGAUCUGUAUGUUGGUAGCGAUUUACUGCUGGAAAAAUAAGAAGAAAGAUUCGGGUAAAGCUGGUGUUUCUGAAGAAGAUGGAAUUCAAUCUCCAACUACGACAGACGUUAGUGGUAUCAUAAAAAGCAACUCUUUCGUGGCGUUCAAAAUGGUCCACAAUAACUUGGCUAAUUCAAAACCAACCAGUGCUAAACCUGCCAAUGACUCCUCACCAACAGACGGUACCUAUGAAGCUGUUUGUCUUAAAAAUGAGGAAAUGAACUUAAAGGGAACCAUAGAUAGUAAUGUAACAUCUGAACCAGAGAAACAAAAUAUGAAUGAGGUCCCGGAAAGUCCCACAUCGCACCAUAACCAAAAUGUAGAAGUCGUCUACGCUUCAGUUGAUAAGUCAGCUAAGACGAAGAAA